UCAGGUAUUCCUUAUUUCUCCCACCGAACCGCGAUGCCGAUGGGAUACGAUAUCCGAAUCCAUGGACAAAUUUUGUAUCACAACAGCACCAAAAAGAAAGAGAUCAAUCGCCACUUCACAUGUCUCAACAAAGAAAAAUUUUGGAAUACCAGCGGGUGGUGAUACAUCAGGCUCAUAUAAAAACUUCACGGUAAAUUUCUUAUUUGUGUAAGUCCCCAUGUCUACCUCUUUCACCUGGUCCUUGACAUUUGCUCUCGUCUUCGUAUCUGGCGUAUGGGCUGCGACCUAUACCGUAUCAGAUACUUACACAGGUCAAGAUUUUCUGAACAGUUUUACGGUUCAGAACAUCCCAGACCCGACCAAUGGAAGAGUCAAUUACGUCGACGCGGCCACCGCAAAGAACGACAAUCUAACAUUUGCCUCUGCCACCAAUUUCAUUGCCCGUGCAGAUUUCACCACUAUCCUGGACCCCAACGGCCCGGGAAGGAAUUCUGUCAGGUUAUUGUCUAACAAGCAAUAUGGGCUUGGUUCGGUUUUAGUGGCGAACCUCAACCAUAUGCCAGAAGGAUGCGGUACUUGGCCUGCUUUCUGGACUGUUGGAGAUCAAGGAAACAAUUGGCCAACUACCGGUGAAAUUGACAUCAUAGAGGGGGUCAACAACGUUGGCACUAAUCAAGGGACGCUUCAUACCAGUCCGGAUUGUUCAAUGCCCGCCUCUCGAACAGAAACAGGAACAGCUCUCCAAUCUGAUUGUGACACUGCAGUAAAUGGCAACGCGGGAUGUGGAGUGUCUUUCACUGAUGCUCGUAGCUUUGGUCCUACGUUCAAUAGCAACGGCGGAGGGUGGUACGCUAUGGAGCUUACGGACGAUUUCGUCAAGAUCUGGUUUUGGGCCCGCGGUACCUCCGUUCCUUCCGAUGUCAGUGGAGGCAGUUCUACAAUCGACACCGAUAACUGGGGUACUCCCGUGGCGUAUUUUCCCAACACAUCGUGCUCUAUAAGCUCUCAUUUCGGGCCUCAGAACAUCAUAAUCAACUUGACUUUCUGUGGCGAUUGGGCUGGUGCCGUCUAUUCAUCGUCGGGAUGCCCAUCAACAUGUGUUGACUAUGUCAAUAACAACCCAGCAGACUUUGAGAAUGCCUACUUCGACUUCCUCUCCCUCAAAGCUUAUACGUGACCAUGUGCUAUUUACGGCCCGUAAAUUAUCGACCUGAAGAGGAUUA
Messenger RNA from Lentinula edodes (shiitake mushroom), 1223 nucleotides. RefSeq names its product 2 beta-glucan. The transcript is spliced from 12 exons. Gene Ontology annotation, molecular function: hydrolase activity, hydrolyzing O-glycosyl compounds. The record is from RefSeq and is a predicted model, not a curated record. NCBI's taxonomy places the organism in Eukaryota, Fungi, Basidiomycota, Agaricomycetes, Agaricales, Omphalotaceae. The coding region runs from base 218 to 1177 and encodes 319 amino acids. Gene Ontology annotation, biological process: glucan catabolic process.